This is a messenger RNA of Plasmopara halstedii, 834 nucleotides long. Its product is annotated as alkaline phytoceramidase. The transcript is spliced from 2 exons. NCBI's taxonomy places the organism in Eukaryota, Oomycota, Peronosporomycetes, Peronosporales, Peronosporaceae. The record is from RefSeq and is a predicted model, not a curated record. Gene Ontology annotation, biological process: defense response to other organism; response to salt stress; ceramide metabolic process. Bases 1 to 834 code for a protein of 277 amino acids. Gene Ontology annotation, cellular component: membrane. Gene Ontology annotation, molecular function: hydrolase activity, acting on carbon-nitrogen (but not peptide) bonds, in linear amides.
AUGUCCAUCGCUGCGCGUAGUAUGCGCGUGAUCAACACGUCCGCAUCCGUAGGCUAUUGGGGGCCUACAACCUCUACUAUCGACUGGUGUGAAAACAAUUACGAGAUAAGCUACUACAUUGCCGAGUUCUGGAAUACUACAAGCAACGCGCUUUUUGUUGUGCUUGGGCUCUACGGUCUUUAUCGCAGUAUUCAGAUGAAGUUCGAGCCACGCUUUCACUUGCAAUUUCUCGGUGUGAUGAUUACGGGCUUCGGGUCAGCCAUGUUCCACGGAACGCUUCAGCAUGUGUAUCAACAGUGUGACGAGACGCCAAUGGUUUGGUCCAUUCUAGUGUGGAAUUACAUUGUCUAUACUGACGAGAUUCAGAAAAUACCUCUUAAGAAUGCCGAAAGCUACGUCAUCGCAUUUCUCACCUUGAUCGGCGCUGUCUUUACUGUGCUUCACGCUAUUUUCCGAUUUACAACAGCCUUCCAGGUCUUUUUCGGUGUCUUUGCUAUUUCAGCGUGCUUGCGUCUUUGCGUACAUUACACUAAUAUAAAGGACUCUCGAGCACGCGCCGUUGCGCAGUCAUACGUGGCAUUCGGUCUAAUCGGCCUAGUAUUUUGGCUCAUGGACUACCACUACUGUCAAGUGGUUCGUAAUCUUCCUGUUAACCCCCAAGGACACGCCUGGUGGCAUAUUUUCAUGGGAGUCUCAUCAUACCAUGGGCCAAUAUUUAUGCAAUACGUUCGAAUGGAGCAGCUCAAGAGAAACGCUCGCAUUCAGGAAAUCUGUUUCGGUAUCGAGACCAUCGUCGUUGAUCCGGUGAGCCCCGCAAAGACCAAAAAAUUGUAA